GCUUGAUAUGAUUUCCGGUACGCGAUCCUGACCAAUGAGAGAAGAGCCAAUCAGCAGUAUUUUCAGCUCUUCUGUGAGUGUAUUUGUGGAUAACACGCGCACAGUGCUGUGGAAUCUGCCUGUGAAAAUGGCUCAUUUAAAUAAAAGUCCUGCAGAUAAAGAAAGGUUUAUUUGCAUAUACCCGGCAUUCAUAAACAGUAAGAAGACCAUAGCAGAAGGCAGGAGAAUACCAGUUGACAAGGCUGUAGAGAAUCCAACAUAUGUUGAAAUAAGAGAUGUUUUAACAGCAGCAGGAGCAAAUGUUGUUGUUGAGAAUAAACUUUACCCAAGAGAAUGGAACCGCGAUGUGCAGUUCCGAGGAAGAAUACGGGUGCAGCUCAAGAAGGAGGAUGGGAGUUUGUAUCUGGAACAGUUUAAAUCACGUAAAGAUAUUAUGCUUUAUGUGGCGGAGACGAUUCCAAAACUGAAGACUAGGACCCAAAAGACAGGGGGAGGAGACCAGAAUGCACAGCAGGGAGAAGGUGGCAAGAAGGGCAAGAAAAAGAAGAAGUAGUUACCACUGACCACUUUGACUCCUAAUGCUGGAGAUUAGCUCAAUGCAACUUCCUUAUAAAGAGAAGUCUAGGUUUUGUUUUAUCAUGAUUGGGUUGUGCUUUCCUUCUAUAAGAUACUGCAUGCAAUUGUGCAGAUUAACAAAAAAAAUCAUGAACAAGGGAAGAAAAUAAAUACAAUUUAUGGUUAAUAUAUUAAUAUGGAGACCCACAAUUGGGAAUUCAUGUUAGGUUUUGGUGGGGGAUAUUGCCUUGUAUUUUUGAAGAGUUUUAAUCAGAAGUGUAGUAAACAUUCCCUAAUAAAUAUGCCAAACGGUGAAAAGAAUAUGUUUGUCUAAACACUUGGGAUGACAAUACUUGCACCAUACAUAUGGCAAUGAAUAAACACAAAAGAAAGUCACACUUCAAUGAGGUUUUCUGACAUUAACCGGAUAGCAGGAGCAAUGCUAUUCCUUAUUAUACAAACUGGUUUGUUGUAUUUAUAUAACUUGUUAGAUAUAUCAGUGUUUGUGUGUUCUUUUGCUGCUUAUUUGAUGCAUUAUUACAUGCAUGUUAAAUAACUUUUUGUUGUUAUUGACCAAUAAAAAUAAAAAAAACUCA
This is a messenger RNA of Polyodon spathula (Mississippi paddlefish), 1151 nucleotides long. RefSeq names its product signal recognition particle 19 (gene srp19). Gene Ontology annotation, cellular component: signal recognition particle, endoplasmic reticulum targeting. Gene Ontology annotation, biological process: SRP-dependent cotranslational protein targeting to membrane; SRP-dependent cotranslational protein targeting to membrane, signal sequence recognition. The record is from RefSeq and is a predicted model, not a curated record. Bases 35 to 553 code for a protein of 172 amino acids. Gene Ontology annotation, molecular function: 7S RNA binding. NCBI's taxonomy places the organism in Eukaryota, Metazoa, Chordata, Actinopteri, Acipenseriformes, Polyodontidae. The transcript is spliced from 5 exons.